CGACUGGAAAACCUGGGUCGAUACCUCCUAUUAGUUAUUAUGGCUCCGGGCAUAACUUAUCUUAACCUUGUGUAUGAGGAUGGUAUACCAAUAUAUGGGACUCCAAGCGACUAUUACGCCGAGCUUGGGGGAUAUAGCCCUCAGCGUUCCUCUCCCGUCCCAUUUACGCAAAAUGUCGUCCAUCAUUCUCUGGAUGGCGCUCUGUGGGAUGUCAAUCCAUGGACGGAGAUGGAUACAAAAAAAGCGUACAUGUGGACAGCCAGUGAGCAAUACAAAAGCUGCUUCUCCAUACCCGUCGCCUCGGAGAAGAUACAGCAGCUUUAG
Molecule: messenger RNA, 324 nt
Organism: Acaulospora colombiana
Lineage: Eukaryota; Fungi; Glomeromycota; Glomeromycetes; Diversisporales; Acaulosporaceae
Source: the annotation of a GenBank genome assembly